ACCAAAAGUCUCGAAUUUAUAUCUUAUCAUAUUGUCAGGGGUUAAAUGCGCUUUAAGUUGAUAUAUCGAUCUCCAAAAUUGACCCACGGGGUGAUUCACAAUGAACUUGCAAAGAGUCUCAAAAUGUAUGCAUUAUUCACGUCGUCUGCUGUCAUGGAGGCAGCCAUGUUUUCUUUCUCGAGCUCGCUUGUGACGUAUUUGUGGACAACUCGAUCGCGCGUGCUGUCAUUUCUCUGUGUGCAAGAUGGUGCUGUGUCAAGCUUUUGGGUGUUCUAAUCGGAGCGGAAAAUGUCGAGACAAGAGUUUUCACGCGAUUCCCGAUCCAAAAAAGGAUGCGGAAUUAUGCAAAAAGUGGUUAGCUGCCAUUCGAGUAGAGAAAUUUAAUCCGAACUCAUACCAAUAUGAUAGAAACAAUGUGAUUUGUAGCGAUCACUUCGCGGCAAGCGACUUCGUGGAAGACCUUCGUGCACGUCUAAUGAAAACCAAACCUAGGAAAAUGCUCAAAGAAGGUGCUGUUCCUUCCAUAUUCGCUCAUCGAGCUCCUCCGAAAGAGAGACCGUCAACAGAGAAGAUGCUGUCUCAAAGGUCUGCAAAACAGUAUAUCCAAUCUGUUUUGGAAGUGAAAGAGCCAAUAUACAGUAGUUCUGCCCCUCAUACAAGUACGUGUCCUUCACCCAACCGAGUCCUUAUGUCGACUGUCCAAUCCCACGAAGAGCCAGAGGAUACUGUUGAUCUGGAAAUGACUGACUUGGAACAGGAAGAGCACGUUCAUAUGCAAGACAAUGGACCUCCUAAGAAGAAAGUAAAGAGGCAAAGAAGAAAAAGAAAGAGGAAAACAACUGAGGGCGGUGAAAAACUUCGUGCCUGGGUGGACGCGUCAACCCAAACCCUGUUCUCAGUUUUAAGGAAAACAGAGGACAUGUGGACCCAGAUACCAGAAGACUUCAACUAUGUCAAUGAAGAGCAUGCUUAUGCUAUGACAAUGCCAGCUUUAGUCAAGCCUGUGUACUUUCGAGAAUCAGAACCACCACUGCAUGCUAUCGAGGAACCUGUCAUCGAGGAGCAUGCCAUUGACGAACAUGCCAUUGAUAAACCUGCCAUACAAGAACCUCCUAGCUCUGAAACCCCAACAGUUGUUAUUCCAGAGGUUCCAUCUAUGGACGAAGAGUCUUCACUUCAGGAAAUGGAAAUUGAUUACCCAGCUGAGGCAAGCCCAUUGACUUCAAAUGGCCCAUCAAGUCCAACUUCAUCAAGUUCCUCGUCUACAUCAUCCAGAUCAACAGAUUUCUCAUACGAAGCUUCAGACGAAUCCUCUGAUUCAGAGGAGGAGGAAGACUCAGAUGCAGUAAAGUUUGCCACACAAAAGAACUUCAUUGUGGCAGAGAGCAGCCUUAAUGAUCUUCUCUUUGGGUUGAAGUGUCAGGCUUGCCAAGAUGGGCACAUAGCUGAACUGAAGAAAUACCAAACUGGCACCAUGGUGACUGUCAAUGUAAAUUGUGUCUGUGGAAAUCUCGUCACAAAAUGGUCAUCCCAACCAACCAUUGGUCGACAGCCUGUAGGCAACAUCCUUACUGCAGGAGCAAUACUGCUAGGGGGGCAGUCUUAUGAGAAGAUGGCAUUUUUUGCAAGUUUACUCAACUUAGAAUUUAUCUCACGGACAACUUUCAAUGGAAUCCAGGAGUCGAUGCUCUUCCCUACUAUUAAUACUUUUUACCAGCAAGAGAUUCGUGAGUGCAGGGAAGCAGUACGAGGAAGACCUGUCACUGUUAUUGCUGAUGGCCGUUGCGAUUCACCCGGCUACAAUGCGAAGUACUGUACAUAUACCUGCAUGGAUUCUGCUACGCAUAAAGUCAUUGCCAUGGCUUUAGUCCAGGUUUCGCAAGCCAAUAGUUCAGUCGCCAUGGAGAAGGUGGGCUGUAAGAUGACGUUAGAUGACAUGCUGGCUGCUGGGGUGGAAGUAAAGAUUUUCGCAACCGAUCGACACAGCGGAAUCAGAAAGAUGCUGAGGGAGGAGUAUGAAUGGAUCGAUCACCAAUUCGAUGUUUGGCAUUUUGCCAAAUCGGUUGUGAAAAGGCUUACGAACAAGGCGAAGACCAGAGACUGUCAGGAGCUUGCACCAUGGAUACAGCAUAUCUCUAAUCAUAUUUGGUGGUCUAGCCAAAACUGCAGAGAGGAUCCGGACAUGCUAGUAGAAAUGUUACAAUCCAUGACACAUCAUCUGGUUGACGUACACACUUGGAACUCGGGAGAAAAAUUCCAUGAAUGUGCCCAUGCACCAUUGACUGAUGACGAAACUGAAGAGAGGAAGUGGCUUGAGCCGGGAUCCAAAGCGCAUGAAGCCGUUCAGCAAGUCAUUUUUGACAAGCUACUAGUGAAAGAUAUGAAGCAUCUGACAAAGGCCUGCCACACUGGUGUACUAGAAUCAUACCAUGGACUAUACUUGAAGUAUUGUCCAAAGAGGCAGCACUUUUUCUACCCAGCGAUGCUUGCAAGGGCACAGUUGACAGUACUUGACCAUAAUGCAAACGUAGGAAGAAGUCAAGCAACAAUCAUUCGUCCAAGAAAAGGAUCUGGCAAGAAAGGAGAGGCACGCUUCAAGUAUGCAUAUUCCAAAGGAGCAAGAGCAUGGGUUAAGAAGAAGGUGCUAGAGCACAAGGAGUAUGCUUAUCUCUGGGAGAUUCUGAUCGCUGCCCUUCAAAUGAAGACUGGGGAAUUUCAAGCAGAAUUGCCUCAGAUACCUGUCCUUCCUCCGAACAUUGCGAAAAUCCCAAGGCCAUCGAAAGAAGAGCUAGAGUCACAAGGAAAUGUAACACGAUUUAAAGAAUAGUUGUACAAUUAAAAGUAGGACUACACAUUAAUUGAACAUGUUGCUGCUCAACUUGUAACAAUUGGACUCAUCGUUCCUCUUGUUUCCACCGCCUGACUUCCACGUGUAAGAGCACGGCAGUUUGUACAUUUGCCUUAUGAUUGAUCCUAAAUUGACAUGUCAGCAUCUUUAUUAUACUGUCUGUGUAUGAGCAAGUUUGGAAUAAAAUUGCGAGACUCAAUAAUACAUAUGACUGGUUUAUUGACACCCAAUGACUGAAGUAGCCUUGUGAGGCGUUACCUACUCGCUGAUUUCAUAAUCCAUGAUAGGGUCAAAUUAGACCAAAUCACAGAUGAAUAUCCCUUUCGUAUGUAUCAGUACCAACUUGUUGUGCUUCCAUUUCUCAAGUACAGGAAAUAACCAAUACGUGAAUAUGUAAGAAAUUUCACACACUUCCAGAAAUUCAUUGUUCUUACUGAAAGGAAGAGAAAUACCUAUUUGUGGGAAUGUUUCUAUUUUAACCAAUGCUAUUUCUGGGAUGAAGGGAGAUAUUUGAUUAUUUCUCUAACUCUCUAAAGCAGAGUGUGAAGAGUAAUGUGAAACAAUCAUUGUGUUUAGUCAUGCUGUUAACAUUGCAAAUCUAUUCUGUAUAGUUCUUUUGUUUUUAUUUGUUUCUUAGAAAGGACUUGACUAUUUUAGAAGUGUUAAGAAACAGCCUCUUCUGAUCACAUCUUCAAUCUACUCAAACGUACUAAAAUUUGGAAUUCAUGUUCUUUUCAUUCAACAAAGACUACAUGUCUGUCGAAUUUUAUUAUCCCAUGGUGUUAUGCACAUUGGUCUUGGAUUCGGAAUAAAGACAUUGAAGUCAGUACUGUCAGUUCUUAUUUGGUAAGGUAAAAACCAAACCUUGGGUUGUAUUUUUUACUACUUUUUGCGUAUUCAUAGCGUUUAUUGGAUUUGAUGAAUUUGUACAUGUAGAAUUUAAUUGUUUCCAUAUAGUACACUGUACACCUGUGAUAUUGAAUAUUCAGUGAUAUUGUCUUAGGUUUUCUUGCUGUCACAAUUUGUAUUAUUAUGGUUUAUGGUCUACUUUAUUCAGUGCAUAUAUUAGAUAAUGUACAGGAAAUACAUGUAGUACAUUUUUAAAGCAUCAUUGGGUUUGAAUGCACACAUGCUAAAGUUGAACAUGAUUAUAAUGUGUAUGCCUUGUCAUGAUAUCAAUAAAUUGAGGGAAAUCUUGGAAUUCUGACCAAUUAUGCUUUAUGAGCAAUGCACAUCAAAGUUGGCAUACCAUGCACACAAGGGUAUGGGUGUUGAUCAUCACCAGUUUCUACAUUUUAUUACCCCCACAUACAUGUAAUACCAAAAUCAAUUUGGUUUUUCGUCUGUUAAUUGCCUCUGUGAUUGAAUUAAAGCUGGCAUAUUAUUAUAUGUAUUUUAUUAGGUGUCAAAUUUGACGUUUUUCAUUCUUGUGCCUAUAGUUAUUAAUCUAUUAUUCUCUUUUUGUCCAUUAGUUCACUUAUAUAACUUGAGAGUAGUCCACAUGAAGGGUUAUACUGUACAAUUAUAUUUCAUUUAGAGUACAACAUAAUAUGUUCUUGCUGAAAGAAUAUGUCAGUAAUUGCAUUAUCAGAACAUGUUUUUUGUUGCAUGCACAUCGAUACAUCUAUAUAGUUUGAGACUUUAGUUUUUGAACAGUUUGAUUUUAUUACAUAUUUCUCGGCUUCUCUUCUUAUGGAAAAUAUGGCAAAAGAAUUUAUGGUAUGUGGUGGUAUAGGAACAGUGGCGGACCGUGACCCGGAGGAGACAAAGCAUGGGGCACAG
Lytechinus variegatus (green sea urchin) is the source of this 4630-nucleotide messenger RNA. RefSeq lists its product as uncharacterized. The transcript has 5 exons. Lineage: Eukaryota; Metazoa; Echinodermata; Echinoidea; Temnopleuroida; Toxopneustidae. The coding region runs from base 245 to 2827 and encodes 860 amino acids. The record is from RefSeq and is a predicted model, not a curated record.